Exophiala bonariae is the source of this 2511-nucleotide messenger RNA. RefSeq lists its product as uncharacterized. The coding region runs from base 1 to 2511 and encodes 836 amino acids. Gene Ontology annotation, molecular function: beta-glucosidase activity. NCBI's taxonomy places the organism in Eukaryota, Fungi, Ascomycota, Eurotiomycetes, Chaetothyriales, Herpotrichiellaceae. The record is from RefSeq and is a predicted model, not a curated record. The transcript is spliced from 3 exons. Gene Ontology annotation, biological process: glucan catabolic process.
AUGGGUUCCAUGCCGGUUCAGACAUCCUUUGAUGUUGAAGAUGUCCUCUCACAACUUGAAAUUUCUGAGAAGGUCGCCCUGCUGUCCGGGAUCGACUUCUGGCACACAGCUCCAGUGCACCGACUGGGCGUCCCAUCUAUUCGACUGUCAGAUGGACCAAAUGGAGUUCGCGGCACCCGUUUCUUCAAUGGCGUUCCAGCUGCCUGUCUACCAUGUGGAACUGGACUUGCUGCUACUUGGGAUACAGCACUUAUCAAGAGAGGUGGCACAUUACAAGGUGACGAGGCCAUCGCAAAAGGAGCCUCAGUAAUCCUUGGUCCAACCACAAAUAUGCAGAGAUCGCCAUUGGGUGGUCGUGGCUUUGAGAGUUUCAGUGAAGACCCAUAUCUUGCUGGAGCCAUGAGUGCUGCAACUAUCAACGGGAUCCAAUCAACUGGCGUUGCCGCUACUAUCAAGCACUACGUCUGCAACGACCAAGAAGAUCAAAGGCAAUCGGUCGACAGUAUUCUAACAGAGCGUGCUCUUCGAGAGAUCUAUCUUAUGCCGUUCAUGAUCGCUGAAAAGGAUUCAAGACCAGACUGUUAUAUGACCGCAUACAAUAAAGUCAAUGGUAUUCAUGCCAGCGAGAAUCCUCGACUGAUUCAAGAUAUUCUCCGCAAAGAAUGGGGUUUUGAUGGACUUGUCAUGAGUGACUGGUUUGGUACAUAUUCUACCAGCGAAGCCAUCAAGGCAGGCCUGGAUCUCGAGAUGCCUGGACCUUCCUACAUUCGGGGCAAACUCAUCAACCAAGCCCUUGGUUGCGGGAAGCUCAGCCCAACAGAUGUUGAUGCAAGAGUUCGUGAAGUCCUGAAGCUAGUCAAGAAAGUUCAGCCUCUAGGCAUACCUGAAAAUGCGGAAGAAACCACCAUUGACAGCCCAGAAACUGCUGCAACCCUUCGCGCCCUUUCAUCCAACGGUCUUGUGCUUUUGAAAAAUAAGGGCAAUGUACUACCAUUCAAGAAAGAGAAAACGACCGCCAUCAUUGGGCCCAACGCUGCUUAUGCUGCAUUCUGUGGCGGGGGUUCUGCCUCGCUCCAGCCAUACUAUGCCGUCAGUCCUCUCGAAGGUAUUCGUUCCAAGGUACCAGAAGCGAAGUACGAAUUAGGUGCACCUGGUUGGAAGUCGGUGCCAUUAAUGUCGAGGGUCACAAAGACAACCGACGGCCAAAUCGGACUUACAAUGAAAGUUUUCCUCGAGCCCGCAUCUGUCACUAGCCGCAAGGCGGUAGAUGAAGUUUUCGUGAACAAGUCCGACAUCCUUCUAGUCGACUAUAAACAUCCACUGGUUAAGACCUAUCUAUACUGGCUCGAGUUGGAUGGUACUUUCACCCCCGAAGAAACUGCUGAGUACGAGUUUAGUCUUGCUUGUGCUGGCAGUGGCAAGAUCUUUGUCGAUGGCGAGGUCGUUGUCGAUAACGAAACCGCUCAAAGACCCGGGAAUACCUUCUUCGGCGCCGGUACUGCAGAAGAAAUCGGUACCCUCAAACUUGAAAAGGGAGUCACUUACAACAUAUUGACCAAGUUUGGAACUUUCCCUACGAUGUCCUUCACCACCCCAGGCACCACUGGUUUCGGCUCUGGAGGUCUCAGAAUAGGUCUUGAGAGAAAGGCGGAGCUCCAGACUGAAAUCGAAAGGGCUGUGAAGGUCGCUCAAGAGGUUGACCAAGUCGUACUUUGUGCAGGAUUGAACGCAGAGUGGGAAACCGAAGGCCACGACAGAGAAGACAUGAACCUUCCUCCGGGAACAAAUGAAUUGAUCCAAGCUGUUAUUGCGGCAAAUCCGAACACUGCUGUCGUCAUUCAGUCUGGAACGCCCGUUUCAUUGCCAUGGGUUAAUCGAGUGCCUGCAUUAGUUCACGCAUGGUACGGUGGAAAUGAGACUGGCAAUGCUAUUGCUGACGUUGUCUUUGGCGAUACUAAUCCAAGCGGAAAGUUACCCCUCACUUUCCCAGUCAAGAACGAGGACAACCCAGCCUUCCUGAAUUACAAAUCUGAGCGCAAUCGUGCGAUAUAUGGCGAGGAUGUGUACAUCGGGUACCGAUUCUACGAAAAGACCAAUAAAGAGGUGGCCUUCCCUUUCGGACAUGGCUUGAGCUAUACAACAUUCGAAUUGACUGAUCUAUAUGUUGACGAUAACGGUAUCGAUGUCACAAUAUCUGUAUCGGUCUCAAAUACUGGGAAGGUUGAUGGUGCUCAGGUCGUGCAGGCCUAUGUAGCUCAGCAGAAUCCCAGCCUCAACAGACCCAAGAAGGAACUCAAGGGUUUUUCAAAAGUUUACGUCAAAGCAGGCGAGACUGUCAAAACCGAGAUUGUGAUCUCCAAGAAGUAUGCGACUAGCUUUUGGGACGAGGGAAGAGAUGCUUGGGUAAUGGAGAGAGAUGUCUUUGAUGUGCUGGUAGGCGAUUCCAGUACUAAUACGCCACUAAAAGGCCAUUUCCGUGUCUCUCAGUCGGCGUGGUGGAGAGGUUUGUAA